UCAGUCGCCCGCGCGACCCCGCUGCCGCCGGCCGCGCGCCAUGGACGAGCCUAGAGCGCGAGAUCGCGCACCACUCACAGUCAUCGUUGCCCCGAGCAACGCUUCACCCCCCAGAUUGUCCCCUGGCGACCUCCUCCCAGACGGGGAUGCGGCGUUUCACCCCCUGUCAGCUGUCAACGGGCGCCUAACUCCGCCGGGGCUCGAGCCAGCGUCGUACGCGACCCUAACGCCAUUGCUCCCUUUGCCCCCAAUAAGCACCGUUUCGGACAAAUUCGCUUACCAUGCCGGUGGCACUUUCACUGUUAUACAACAGCAACAGUCAUAUGCAUCAUUAUCUCCAGCUCCUUAUAAUGAACCUUUAUCCCCACAGUCUGCGUAUAGUAGACGGAGUGCCUCGCCAAAUUCUUUCGAGAGGCGAUCGCCUACCCCGCCUUUACCUAGUCCCGGAUUGGACCUCAAUGCUGCUCUGCUCGCGAGGGAAGAGCAACAACAACAACAGCAGCAGCAACAACAACAACAACAACAGUCACAGAACGACACAGAAGAGAUAAACACGAAGGAGCUGGCUCAAAGGAUAAGUGGGGAAUUAAAGAGGUAUUCAAUUCCUCAAGCAAUAUUUGCGCAAAGGGUACUGUGCAGGUCACAAGGGACGCUUAGCGACUUAUUAAGGAAUCCUAAACCAUGGUCAAAGCUCAAGUCUGGGAGGGAAACGUUUAGGAGGAUGUGGAAAUGGCUGCAGGAACCUGAAUUUCAGAGGAUGUCUGCGCUCAGACUAGCUGCGGCCCAGAUUCCUCAGAGAGGCAGCUGCAAGCGCAAGGAGGAUUUGGGUUCGGAUACCCUUCCUUCCCCGAAGAAGCCCCGUUUGGUUUUCACAGACCUCCAGCGGCGUACUCUACAGGCUAUUUUUAAGGAAACAAAGAGGCCGUCAAAAGAAAUGCAAGUGACGAUAGCAAGACAAUUAGGAUUAGAGCCGACCACUGUUGGCAACUUUUUCAUGAAUGCCAGAAGACGUUCAAUGGAUAAAUGGAAAGACGAUGAUGCACCAUCAACAGAACUAGACCACCAAUUAGACGAUGGUCUAGACCACGUCCCCAGUCUAGACUCUGGGGAGUCAGAGGAAGAUCACGACGACCAGGACGAUCAUCUCUUGUGACGCCGUAUACCGUAUCAGCAGCUUUUAGUGCUAUGAAAUGGACUUGGAGUUGUUGUUUAAGGUUUCGAAUGAUCGUACAUUUUCAGAGGUGCUAUUGUAAAACCUUAAACAGCCGGUUAGUAAAUGCAAGCGUAAGGAUCAAGUUCUGAUUAUGCAAUUAUUAUUAACGGAUAAACAAUAUAAGUAGAUACGUUCGUGACGGUUAUUCAAGAUGGAGUUAGUGGUAUUCUCAACUGUCGAUGUUGCUAAAGCACCACUUGACAUAAUCUCAUUUCACAGGAUAUAUUAGAAACAUGGCAGCGGACGAGCCUACCUUCUUCACGAUAUAGUUUUCAUCACUUGAAAUAUUAGAGUCUAUUUGUAAAAUAAGGGUUUGAAAUAUUAAAAUAGUAACUUGAAAUCCACUUAGUUACUUGGUCUAUUGUACACAUUGUAAAUAGUAACAGUGAUUGUCUUUUUUGUAAGC
Achroia grisella is the source of this 1619-nucleotide messenger RNA. RefSeq names its product hepatocyte nuclear factor 6-like (gene onecut). The transcript is spliced from 4 exons. Gene Ontology annotation, molecular function: RNA polymerase II cis-regulatory region sequence-specific DNA binding; DNA-binding transcription factor activity, RNA polymerase II-specific. The coding region runs from base 41 to 1153 and encodes 370 amino acids. The record is from RefSeq and is a predicted model, not a curated record. Gene Ontology annotation, biological process: regulation of transcription by RNA polymerase II. Lineage: Eukaryota; Metazoa; Arthropoda; Insecta; Lepidoptera; Pyralidae. Gene Ontology annotation, cellular component: nucleus.